Solanum dulcamara is the source of this 1362-nucleotide messenger RNA. RefSeq lists its product as uncharacterized. The coding region runs from base 1 to 1362 and encodes 453 amino acids. Lineage: Eukaryota; Viridiplantae; Streptophyta; Magnoliopsida; Solanales; Solanaceae. The record is from RefSeq and is a predicted model, not a curated record. The transcript is spliced from 4 exons.
AUGGAAAACACAUCACAAUCAUCUGAGAGAAACUCUUCUUCAUCUGCAUUAAUGGAUUCUAGCAGUCCAUAUUAUCUUCAUCCCUCAGAUUCUCCAAGAAUGAAUCUUGUGAAUUUCGUUUUCGAUGGAACUGGUUUUGCUGCAUGGAGAAGGUCCAUCAUUAUUUCUCUAUCAGCUAAGAACAAGAUGAGUUUUAUUGAUGGUUCUGCCGAAAUACCAUCUGCUAAUACACCUGAGUUCAAGUUUUGGACUAGGUUUGGUCAGUCCAAUAAAGCUCAACUCUAUCACCUUCAAAAAGGCCUCACAGAUCUGAUGCUAGGAACAACUGAUGUAGCAGGAUAUUUCACAAGAAUCAAGAGGAUUUGGAAUGACAGUAAGAAGCAAUAUACUCAUGAUGUCACCUCUCCCAAAUGUGAAUCAUGUGUACUCUCUCCCCAUUCAAAUGAGAAACAGAGAGAGGCAUUUGUUAAUCCUAACUUUUUAGGUGACACAUCUUCAUUUCUUGCAACAUAUCAGAAUUUCUCAGGUCAGAGGUACAACAAUACUGAUUUUAGAGCAAGAAACAAUAACAACAAUAACUACAACAACAAUUUGUAUUGCACAAAUUAUAAGAAAUCUCGGCACUCAAUUGCAAAAUGCUAUAGAAUAAUAGGUUAUCCACCUGAUUUUAAGUUCACCAAGGGGUUAAAAUCACAACCAAACAACAAAGGGAACUCUAUGGCUAAUGCAGUGACAACAGAUGGAUACUCAGGUUACACAACAAAUGGGAAACAAGCAAAUGGAUCUGUUGCUCAGGAGAACUAUGGUGGUUUAGAAGAAGAGUUUCAGAAUGCAUAUAUUGGAGAUGUGCCAUUUGCAGGAAGUGAGGUUUCAGCUAACAUGGUGCACUAUUUUUCUGGUAACAAUUUCAGUGAUCCAAGACUAUAUCAAACCCAUGCUAGCUCUAGCUACUGGAUAUUAGAUUCAGGAGCUUCUGCUCAUAUGUCUUUUGACCCUGCUUUCUUUACUUCUCUUACACUUUUGUCUUCUUAUAUUUAUGUCAAGCUCCCAAAUUCUUUCAGGGGACAUUCAAUAAGGACCCCUCUGGUUAUUGGUGAAGCAAAGGAUGGGAUCUAUAUCAUGAACACUACUUCAGUUCUACAAAGUCUUGUCAAGUUUAGUUCUAAAUCUGAUGUUUUACUCUUUAGUUGUAGCUCUUUUCCUAGCUAUUUUUCUAUUCUAGUAAACAAUAGGGAUGAUGUAAAAUUAUGGCACAUUAGAUUGGGCCACAUGCCUUUUGAUUCAAUGAAAAACAUCAGUUUCUCUUCUUCAUUUUCUCAUUUUGAUCACAAAUGUGAUAUAUGCCCUGUUGAGACAAACUAA